Nanorana parkeri is the source of this 1826-nucleotide messenger RNA. RefSeq names its product T-box 5 (gene TBX5). The transcript has 8 exons. Gene Ontology annotation, cellular component: nucleus. The record is from RefSeq and is a predicted model, not a curated record. Gene Ontology annotation, biological process: regulation of transcription by RNA polymerase II; cell fate specification; pattern specification process. Gene Ontology annotation, molecular function: DNA-binding transcription factor activity, RNA polymerase II-specific; RNA polymerase II cis-regulatory region sequence-specific DNA binding. Lineage: Eukaryota; Metazoa; Chordata; Amphibia; Anura; Dicroglossidae. Bases 86 to 1492 code for a protein of 468 amino acids.
GCAGUGCGAUACCAAGCAGGACAGUCAGCUGGGGGCCAGCAGCAAGACCCCUACCUCCCCGCAAGCUGCCUUCACCCAGCAGGGAAUGGAAGGCAUUAAGGUAUUCUUGCACGAACGAGAAUUAUGGACGAAAUUUCACGAAGUAGGCACGGAGAUGAUCAUAACCAAGGCGGGAAGGCGAAUGUUUCCCAGUUACAAGGUGAAAGUCACUGGCCUCAAUCCGAAGACCAAGUACAUCCUUCUUAUGGAUAUUGUGCCGGCUGAUGACCACAGAUACAAGUUUGCUGAUAACAAAUGGUCGGUAACUGGUAAGGCUGAGCCGGCAAUGCCUGGGCGUUUGUAUGUUCAUCCAGACUCUCCUGCCACUGGUGCACAUUGGAUGAGGCAACUGGUUUCUUUCCAGAAGCUAAAGCUCACUAACAACCAUCUUGAUCCUUUUGGGCAUAUCAUCCUGAAUUCAAUGCACAAAUAUCAGCCUCGGCUCCACAUAGUUAAAGCAGACGAAAAUAAUGGAUUUGGGUCCAAGAACACAGCUUUCUGUACACAUGUCUUCCCGGAAACAGCGUUUAUAGCAGUCACUUCCUACCAGAACCACAAGAUUACACAGCUAAAGAUUGAAAACAACCCAUUUGCCAAAGGAUUUAGGGGGAGCGAUGACAUGGAGCUGCAUCGGAUGUCCAGAAUGCAAAGCAAAGAAUAUCCAGUGGUCCCAAGAAGUACAGUGCGACAGAAAGUUUCAUCGAAUCAUAGUCCAUUUCCCUCGGAAUCUCGGAAUAUUUCCAAUUCCUCCAACCUCAGUUCUCAGUACCAGUGUGAGAAUGGUGUUAGCAGCACCUCUCAGGACUUAAUGCCUCCUUCCAACUCAUACCAAUCUCUUCCUCAUGAACCUGGGCCUAUAUAUCACUGCACAAAAAGAAAAGCAAGUGAAGAAUCGCCUGAACAUCCUUAUAAGAAGCCCUACAUGGACACAUCUCCAAAUGAUGACGAUCCAUACUACAGGCCUGGGUAUCCACAACCAUCCUCCUCUUCUUCGUCUUCAACCUCUUUUCGCACAGAGUCGGCACAACGCCAGGCCUGCAUGUAUGCUAAUUCAGCACCUGCCACAGAGCCUGUCACAGGCAUAGAAGACAUUUCAUGUAAUAGCUGGUCAAGUGUGCCAUCUUAUAGUAGCUGCACAGUGGGAGGUGGAAUGCAACCUAUGGAGCGAUUGCCCUACCAGCACUUCUCUGCCCAUUUUACCUCUAGCUCACUUAUGCCCAGAUUGGGCAACCAUGCCAGCUCACAGGCUGCAGAUAGCCACUCCAUGUUCCAACAUCAGCCUUCUCACCAAGCUAUUGUAAGGCAGUGUGCACCUCAGGCUGGGUUACAACAGGCAUCUACCAUCCAGUCCUCUGACUUUCUUUACCCACAUGUUCCUCGGACCCUAUCACCACACCAAUAUCACCCUGUCCAUGGAGUGGGAAUGGUACCAGACUGGAGUGAGAACAGCUAACAGAGCAGAGACACUAAAUGUACAUUGUUUUGGAGUAAAAGGCUAAAGCAAAAUGUUUGUAGGACAACAUAAAGUGGAGAUAUCCUAAAAAGACACAAGGACUUGUAUGCUGGACCAUUGCUUUUUAAACACCUCAAACAUUCACCCAUUCUUUCACUUCCCUUCUAUUCCUUCUGGCACUGGGAUCACAAAUGGGAUGAAAAGGAAUGAUAGCAGACAAUGCUUCGGAAACACAAGUUGUGAAAUGCAAGAUGAACAGUCAAUAGAAAAGAGCCUAACUAGAGGCUUUGCACUUCACACAAUAGGCUUUAUUAAGAUGGCUGGUGCUUAUAUG